AUGACGCCCAAAGAGUGGUUCGCUUUGCUCCUGUUUUAUGCCGCGUACCUGUUCAUGGGCGCCAGCGUGUUCUAUCAUGUCGAAAACGACCUGGAGACGGAGCGCCGGGCUGAAGAGCUAGCAGAACGGAUCGAAAUUAAUGAAAUGCUCGUAAAAUAUUUGUCACCGGAAGAUGUGUUAUUGCAACGUAAGCUGAUUGGCCGUUUGGACGAGUACUGUGGAAGCAAGGUGACAAAUUAUACCGAAGACGAAUAUGAGCCACCUUACGUUUGGGAUUUUUACCAUUCGUUCUACUUUGCCUUCAUUAUCUGUUCAACGGUUGGCUACGGAAACAUCUCGCCGCACAAUACGUUCGGAAGAAUAUUUUUAAUCUUUUACGCACUGAUCGGUCUGCCAGUCAACGGGUUCUUUUUCGCGUACGUUGGCGAGUUUUGGGCACGUGGAUUUGUCCGGUUAUACCGACGCUACAAGGCGUAUAAAUUAUCUGCCAACGCACGGUACGCUCCACGUCGGAUCAGCUUUAUUGGACAGAUUGUGCUGUACCUCAUACCCGGCGUGAUCGUGUUCAUUUUCGCGCCGGCCUGCGUAUUUACGUACUUCGAGAAGUGGCCGUACGACGUGUCGGUGUACUAUGCGUUCGUUACGCUUACGACGAUCGGAUUCGGUGACUAUGCGGCUUCGUUUCAAUCGUCGCAGGAGCACGAGUUCGGGUCGCUAUUCACCGUCUACAAGAUAUUCAUCAUAUUUUGGUUCUUCGCCGGAAUCGGUUACAUUUUUAUGAUUUUGGGGUUUAUUGCCAAAGGCAUAUCGCACAAAAAGAUUCAAGACCUGGAAAAGCUGGUUGCUUCCAACCUGAAGGAAACGCAGCAUCGUGUGUGGAACGGAGUUACCAAAGACAUUAGUUACCUGCGCAAGAUUCUGAACGAGGUGUACAUGCUCAAGUUUAAGCCCGUGUAUGAGGAACCUUCGGACCGGUGGUUGAGUCUCUCGAAAAGCAGAUCGAGCUCCUGUCCCGAGCUGUCGAUGUACCGCUCGACAGAGUUGCCCAUCACUCGACGCAAGCGUGCCAACUCGGAAAGUGUUCUGGUGCUGUCGGAACCGAUACCCAUCGAUGGUGGUUCGCUGGUGCGUCGCCUAUCCGAUACCGAUCUGCACCGUAUCAAUCGCGAGAAAACGUUCGGUGUGCAGGCGCUCGUGCAACCGGCCGAACUGCUUGCCCGUGUUGUAACGGCACUGGGCAACAUAACGGCCAAUCCCGACGAUAAUCAGAGCUUCCUCGAGCGGGCCUCACUCAAUGCUGGUGUGAACUGUUUUUCGGACUCGCAAAUUUUAGCGAGCGAACGAACCUGGUCCGGCUGGUCGAUGAGCGGAUCGGACAAGAGCGCCUACUUGACGGCACCUCCGAUGCGUCCUCGGGCCGCCUCCGAUAUUGGACUGCCGCCGCAUGUUACAUCGCAGGAUGCAAACGAGUGGACUUGGAGCGGUGGAGACAACACCCAGAUACAGCAGAUAUUGCAGAUCCGGCAGAAAGUGAAGCAGAAAGAUAAUCUCUUGCGGGCGGCUUUAUCUAACAACGCAACGUUUGACUCCAGCCUAACGAUCAACGUUCCUCCAACCGGUCCGGAAGUUAAAGCUUCGGCCGUAAACCGUGGUAUGCUGCAACGGCUAAAUCCAUUCCGCAAGCGUUCUAAGACACCCGUUCCGGACCUCGAAGCUGGUCCCCCGCUCGACUCGUACCUAUCGGCUACCAGCAAGGGUCGCAGUUCUAUGUUCAAUCUGCCCACCUCAUCCUACCUGAUGGCAACGUCGCGAGGACGGGGUAGUAUUCUGUCGAUGCCACCGCAGGAUGAGCAUCUGCUCGAAACGACUACCAUAGGCGAUCUGUUGCGUGCCCUGGAGCGGAUGCACACGGACACAGUAACGGCCGGGGAUCAUCGCGGAAGCUUUGCGGAGAAAAACGAUUCCCUUGACCGAAGCCGCAAUCUGCCGUCGUCGUUUGUGGGGCAGAGCAAUUUACCGUCGCUGUUAACACUGUUCACACCACCGAUUGAGGUUGGGUCGCGGCGUGGAUCAAUGAAACCACCGCUCGCACGUACGGGAAGUUCCGAUUCUGCACCGAUCAAUCGACGACCGUCGUUCCGUCCAACAAACCCACCGUCCUACUCGGCGACGGUAUCUGGAUCGCCCGGUGGAGGCGGUAGUCCGACGCUCAGUGUUAUCAGCCCAUCGCCGAAGCCCAUCCGACGGCGGUUCAGCGUGCGUCCGUCGAAUCUCGCCUAUCCACCGGGUCACUGCCCUCGGCCGCUUCUGGGUACGGCCGAACAGCAAGGUGCAUCGCACAUCAGCUCUUCGUCCCAAUCGUUGCACAAUCUGCCUACGACAACGCUGCAGCGAAGGCUCUCGUCUCGACCGAGCCCGUUAGCUACGAAUCAAUCAUCCCACUUAACCGUACCGACGGCAGUGCCAAGUUCCGGCGGUAUGGGUGCUUCCGGGAACGGUCCGGGACAGUUCCGGUGGAGACCGAACCUAAUGCGUUCCGAUUCGGAUCAAUCGGCAGCACCGGCCGGGCUACCAGGUGCGAACAGUGCACGCAAUCGUCACAGUAGUUUAUCGAAUCUGUUCGAUCAGAAGCGUUAG
This is a messenger RNA of Anopheles marshallii, 2637 nucleotides long. It is a transcript of the gene Ork1, whose product is annotated as open rectifier potassium channel protein 1. Gene Ontology annotation, cellular component: membrane. Gene Ontology annotation, biological process: potassium ion transmembrane transport; stabilization of membrane potential. Gene Ontology annotation, molecular function: potassium ion leak channel activity. The transcript has 7 exons. Lineage: Eukaryota; Metazoa; Arthropoda; Insecta; Diptera; Culicidae. The record is from RefSeq and is a predicted model, not a curated record. The coding region runs from base 1 to 2637 and encodes 878 amino acids.